AUGCAAUGGGUCGCUAAGGCCGAACCUCACGCGCUGGACCGCUACAACGUCGCUGCGCUGCUGAUGCCCACCAAGCUCGUCAUUGGUCCAAAGACAUGGCUCAAGACGUCACGCCCCGCCGAAGGGCCUGGCGUGGCUCCACGGCACGGAGCCCAGGGGCGAAGACAAGGACGCGUUGGCACGAUAUCCGAGUGCGGAUGGUCCGAGCGCGCUAGCCCUAGGAACAGGUAUAGGACAAGAGGUUUUGUCUUUCUCCUCAUCGCUGAAAUCGCUAACGAUGAGAGUAGGAUUAUCAAGGCAGCCAGCAGCUCCCGUACAGAGCCAUCUCACGCAACCCCAACGACGACUCCGACAACCUCACUAGUUUUUAUGCCGACGUCAAUGCAAGACGUUGGGGACGAGGUUGACGAGCAGGAAGCGGUGAACACCGGGACGGGCAAGACGAGUGAGGUCGACGCCGGUGAUGGACGAGCCUGA
Molecule: messenger RNA, 477 nt
Organism: Coniophora puteana RWD-64-598 SS2
Lineage: Eukaryota; Fungi; Basidiomycota; Agaricomycetes; Boletales; Coniophoraceae
Exons: 4
Coding region: 1-477 (158 amino acids)
Source: RefSeq, a predicted model, not a curated record